CGUUUCAAUUGGGGACUCUGGCUCUAUUGUCCAAUCUAUUGACGAUGCAGGGUGUAUAACAUCUACAUGUUAGGUCUGGAUUGAGCUGACGCGUGCUUGUUUUGGACAAUUAUGUGGAAGUCAAAGGUUAGAACUGAAUGAUCACUUUUACCUCGGGGUGGCAUUUAAUCGAGGUUCGUAACGUCAUCCUCAUAAUGGGUCGAUAUAAGAUCUAGUAAGGUUGAUUCGGCGUCCGGGUCGCACCUGGUCACUUCUGUCAUAUGAUGCACCAGGGAACAUAUGGUAACCGCACCAAUUAGUUCCUGCUCGAAAGAAUCAUCUGACAAUUCAGUUCGCAGAUUUUUACAGUCUACCAUGGGUGCAUUAAAGUCUCCUAGGAUUAGAUAUCGACUACUUUGUGACCAAGUGUUGAGACUGUUUAGCAGUAGACCAAGCCAAUCAGCACCUCUUGUCCUUUGCACUUCAAGCGGCAGCUAAUUGAUUCACAUGUCCCUUUCUCAUGGGAUACACUGUCGAUAAUGGUGAAUGGGAUAGCAUUCCUAAUGAAGAGAGCUACUCCCCGUUCUUUACGCUUCUGGAUUCUGUCGGCUCUUACUAAUGUAAAGCCCUCAAAUUCAAGUUCCACACUAUCUAUAGGUUGCGUCAGCCAGAUUUCUGUGACUACGAUUAUAUCUGGCUUGGUAACUUUUUAAGGUAUGGCUUCAGUUGUCUCUUUCCCAUUGAAAUUGUGAUUCGGUUUUGGGAGGAUAGUCCACUAGGAUCUUUUCGACUGGUAUUUGUGGUUACAGAUACCGGCUGACCAAUCAGUCGGGCUCAUUAUGCAAACAUAGUGUCAAACUCUGAACAUCUAAUCAACACUAAGCAACUAACGGUUCCAAACUCUUCAUUUAUAGUACGAAGUUGUUCCAGUGUGCAAUAAGCAGUGAAAGUGAUUGUCUUUGAAGUAUCACCGUCUUCAAAGACUGCGCAAUUUCUUUAAUGUUGACUUGUUUUUCAGUUUGCAUCAAUGCUGACAUCGUCUUCUUUCAAAGCUACCAGUUACAACAAACUGAUACAAAAUCCAUUCAAAGUUUUAUCAAGUAUUUUGGAUCUGACAUGUCUAAUUUGUUCGCUUUAUGCGCUGAAUUGAUACCAGCGACUCCUGAAGGCUUUCCAUAAAACUCAUAUCGUUUUGUGAACAAAAAUACUCGACUUGUCAUCUUCGUUGUCCCGAAGGAUUACCAGCUUUUUAAUUUCGCUUGCAUGACGCAUUCAUUCAGAUUACUGAUCUCUGUUUUGUUUAUAUUUACAUAUGGGUAACACGUACGUUUAUUUUCGUCCUCAUAUUCCAAAUGUUACUGUAAAGCAAAACUUUCUCCCGUUCUUCAUGUGACAAACUAAUGCUUUCAAGGACGUCAAAGGGUUGAAUAUCGUUUCUUUCAGCACCGGACAAUCUUCGCCUUGAGUAAUCAUUACACUCGAUUACUUUGGUUGAACCAACUACAUCAAAUUACGGUCAUUUUUGUGAUUUUCCACUUUUAUAGAGGUGUACAUGAUAUAAAUCAGACAUGGAAGAAGAUACGUACUUACCAGAAAACCAUCCAUUACAACAAUACUUUCGAGAAAUCGGAGUUCCGGAUGUUGCUACUUGCGAAAUCUCCAAAAGGCCUACUUUCAUCACCACUACUACCUUUCUGAUGAAAAAGUUUGCGCAUAUCUUAUCUUACUUCAAAUGCAUAAAUCCUUUUGAUUUUACAUUAUAUUUCGGCCUCGAUUUACCACUUACAAGGUAUCUUUUACUUCAGAUAAUUAGCCUAAUAAAGUACAGUGAUCUAAUUACUGUUGAGAAUAAACCAGUGGUUGAAUACAUAUACUCGGUGAGAAAUAACGACCAAGUCGACUCCAGAUGUUGUUUUGCGGUGUUUUCAAUUCUUUGUGGAUUCGGAUUGAGUUACUCUACUCAAAUGAUUUUUAUAUUCUUACUCGUUAUUUUAUGUUUACGGAUGUCCAAUGUACUAUUUUUAGUGGUAUCUAAAUAUCAUCUUGCAGACUCAUUGAAGCAAAUGAAAAAAUUCUCUCACAGAUCUCAUCUUAUCAUUCUUUUCUUACAAGAUCUCAAUACCCGCCGUUAUUUCGGUCCCAAAAUUGUAGAUAAAAAUACAUUUAAAAUUUUCCCACUAAUAUACCAUCAGGCGUACAACUUUAUGCGCGCUUACCUUAUAGGAUUGAUUGAUUUUUCUGUUAAAUUGGGAAGUAGGUCAGAAUAUGUUAUUGUUAUUGUUGUACUAUAUGAUUUUGUUUUAAUAGACUUAAUUGAUGAAAAUAAUUCUGAGAUACCAUUGGAGAUGUCAACUUCAGAACUGAUUCAAUUAAAAUGUGACAUAGAAGAAAAGCCUAAAGACCCAAGCAUCGAGAAUCUACGAAUGUUUUGUGAACUGUUAAAACUGUUAACAUCUGAUCUCUUAGUCAAAUUGUCAUUCUCGUUUUGCCAAUCAAGACGGGGUACUUUUCACCUAUUACGAUUGAUUAUGUCGGUAUGGAAAUGGGACUACUUUUUGACUAGAAUAAAGAAUGAAUUCAAUAAACUGAAUGAAUUGCAUUCAAUGAUUUUAAAUGGCAAGCUCAUACAUAAUGAUGCUCGAACUGCAAAAGAAUGUGUAUCUGGAGAAAAUGAAGUCAAAAAUCUCUAUAAACGAACAGAGGCUCGAAUAACUCACGAAUUAUUGUUGCAUCUUCUUGUUUCAUUGGAACAUGCCAACAAUUUGAAGUCCUAUGUUGAACAAAAUUGUAAUACGUCAUUUGUUUCGAAUGAAACCUUUUCCAAUUUAGUUAGUCUCAUACGUUGUCAAUUGAAUGCAUCCCUGAUUUUUUUGAAUGAAUUGGAUAAUGUUCAAACUGCAGACAGUGUUGAUAUUUCAAAAGAAAAUAUAGAAACUACUGUUGACUUCCUAUAUUGCCGAGAUGGGAUUUCAUCUAGUAAAGAUGUUCUGAAAGCUGUGGAUCCAAUUGUAGAGGAUGAUGUAUUAGAAGAUAUAGCUGUUGGAGACUCCUCUAGUCGUGAAUCUGAAGCGGAGUACGAAAAUGUUGAUUGCGUAAAUUCGCUAAAGAACCCAUCAUCAGGUAUGCAUGUUGCUGUACUGAAAGAACUUAAAAAUGUAAUAUCUCACCGUCGAGUGAUUAUGCAGGAGCGUGAGGAAUGUGCUUUAAAACGACGAUUGCAAAUAGAGUGUCCUGAUAACGAAAUGCUGAGUCUAUCCACUGACAGGGUCAGCCUCAGUUCUGAAAAGGAGCUUCAAACUCAGUUUGUAUUAUCCAAUUCACUUGAUACAAAUGAAAGCAACUUUGCUUCUAUGGAUGAUAAACUACUAGAAUUUUUCCCAACUCCUUUGUGUAAUUCAUCAUGCGAAUAUUUCAAAAAGUCCCGUACUGGACGUCGAAAUUUAAAAUGUAAUGUUUUAAAAAGAAAUUCAAUCUUUCUUCAGCUGUCACCUACUAAUGUACAUGAAAAUUAUAGAAUUUCAAAUUGUUCUGACCCAAUUGUAUUGAAAAAUGUUUCACAGUCAAAAAACGCACCAGAUAAUAAGUUUCUACAAUGUUCUGCACUAGCGAAUGCUUUAAUGAAUCAACGUAAAUUGUUGGGAUUAGUCACAGAGGAUUGUUUUACUGGAAUUGGUUCAGGUGAAAUGUGUGUUGAAAUGUCAGAAGAGAAUCAUACUGGCAUUUCAUAAUAAUCAAUGAGUUUUUCUUCACAAUUAUCAUUAUGUAGUAAUAGACAUUGUACAUUAUUCAUUUUGUUAUUUUUCUGUGUAACUAUUCUGACACUUGAGGGUACAGUCGCAUUGUAUUUUAUUAAAACUGAAAUAUACGUUUAGAUACGUGGUGUGAGUACGUAAUAGAGGCUAUUGAAUGCAUGUUCGAGGAUUCUAUGUUCUAAUUGGGUAAUAUAGAUUUUCACCCUUUGAAUUUCGUACGUAUUACCGAACGGAAAUCUGAUUUGUUUUGAAGUAUAUUCUUUGCUUCUUGAUUACAUUUGCAACGUUUAUGUCCUAACACGAUCAAGUGAAGUAACGGCAGAAUAAUUCUCCCG
Molecule: messenger RNA, 4066 nt
Organism: Schistosoma bovis
Lineage: Eukaryota; Metazoa; Platyhelminthes; Trematoda; Strigeidida; Schistosomatidae
Source: the annotation of a GenBank genome assembly